AUGCAAUGUAGAGGCAGCCAGCGAUCUUAUCUGUUCAACCGUGCCUUAUCAAUCUCGGCACCGCCACCGGCCAACCGACCCACUUCCAUUCACUGGAGGAGUGGCAGGCGAGCUACGAACCGACCUUCGGGCAAGGAGAGGCAUGGAACAAGAGACGAGUGGAGGCAUGGAACAAGAGACGAGUGGUACGCGAACAUGCUUGCGAGCACUGAGGAACGGGUCAUGCUCUAUGAGACGCGUCCUUGGUCAACAAACCGGCUCAGGCCCGGAUGUGGAACUCAUCUGAUGGACUUUCAGGAAAGCACGGUGCAAAGAUUGCAACAGAGGCCGAGCCGCAUGACCUGCCCUCGCUGUCUGCAAGGCAUAUUAAACGCACCUGACUUGCCCCCGACUGCUCUCACCCGCUUCACUCUCUAUCCCAAUCUCGUCUGCCAGCUCCAUCUCAAGGCUACGGCACCGCCACUCUCCUCCCUAGCUCCCAUCGGCCCCCCAGCCUCGAGCCUCGACACGAUGUCCUUAUCCACGCUCGCCCUCCUCGGCGCCCUGCUUGCCAUAGCCCCGCCCGCCCGCGCAGAUAACACCUACGGCUACUAG
Trichosporon asahii var. asahii CBS 2479 is the source of this 594-nucleotide messenger RNA. RefSeq lists its product as uncharacterized. Bases 1 to 594 code for a protein of 197 amino acids. The transcript has a single exon. NCBI's taxonomy places the organism in Eukaryota, Fungi, Basidiomycota, Tremellomycetes, Trichosporonales, Trichosporonaceae. The record is from RefSeq and is a predicted model, not a curated record.